Helianthus annuus (common sunflower) is the source of this 829-nucleotide messenger RNA. RefSeq names its product nucleolar protein 12. Bases 236 to 607 code for a protein of 123 amino acids. The record is from RefSeq and is a predicted model, not a curated record. The transcript is spliced from 2 exons. Lineage: Eukaryota; Viridiplantae; Streptophyta; Magnoliopsida; Asterales; Asteraceae.
CUCAACAAACACCCACUUCACUUUCAGCAACCAAUCAUACAACACAUAUCAUAUCUUCCUCUCCCACUUCAGUUUCUUGAUAUGGGUUUACUGUUUCUUGCAUAGUGAAAAAAAAGAUAUUUUUUUUUUUUAUUUUCAAGAUAUGCUUUAACUGCAAAAGUUCUUCUAGACUUCUAGUUCUGAUACCUCACAUGAAUUUGUGACUGUUUAUAUAAGUUUCUUGAUUGGUUCAAGCAUGGGUAGGGGUAGAGGAAAAGGGAAGAAGUUUACUUUAACAAACAGCAAUGAUGAUACCGCAAGCGGAGAAGACGAAAAAAUCCCUUCGCAGAAGCGAAGGGGGAGGCCUCAAAAGCCACUAAUGGAUGAAGUUGAAGAAGAUGUUGAAAAGAUUGAAGAAGAAGAAGAAGAUGACGACGAUAAUGAUGACGAAAGUGCAAAUUCUUAUGUGAAUGGGAAGAGGAAAAGGAACAAAGAGGGAAAGGAAAGGGGCAAAUUGGUAAAAGACGAAAGCCCGAAUGGAACCCAGUCUAACGGUUUUCGCCACACGGGGAGUAGAAGGAAAAACAAACCUCAUCGAGCCGCUGAAGCCGGUGUCGAAUGCAAGUGAGGAGGAAUGACAAAUUCACACCAUGUUUGAGGCCUAGUGUCGGUUUUUGUCGUGUUUUGUUAAUGUUAUGUUUGUUGUUUUUUGACCAAAUAUUUAAGCCUAGAAUCGGGUUCUUGCAUCGUAUUGGUACCACAUAUGUUGGUUCCUAUGUUCUUCGGGUGGAUGAGAAUCUCCCAUUAUUGUUUCGGGUUUUUCUUCUAAAAAAUCUUGUGACAUUAUGCA